GUGGGUGGGUGUGAAUGCUUAGAGUAUAGAUUAAAAAAAAACCAGUCAACAUCCCACACAGAAUUAUAGGACAAGUUAGAUAUGUUUCCUACCAGCACAGAUAAAUCGGAAACACUGAUGUAAAAUGAAGCGUACAUGUAGCAAGACUCGUCCCCCAACAACAAUAGAAUAUUGAUCUAAUUGGACGGAUAAAUUACUGAGAAAUAUGACGAACAUCGCGAGGCUUCUACUGUAUUAUUUAAGAAUUCAUGUCAGCUUUAAUACAGGACGCGUACCGUCCAACUGAACGACCAUUCAACUGUUCAGUACAUACCGAUCGAGAUUUUAAACCCCUUCACCACAAUAUUCUCGUGUGUGCCAACAGCUGCUAACCGAUAUGGCAACUUCGGGAUAAAUUCAUUGGAAUCUAAUCUUUAAGUCAAGGAAAUAUUUAUUUUCGGACGAGGGCACUGAGAGAAAAAUUAAUCAAUAAAAUGAUUACAAAGAACGCACCAGCAAGCUUUGCGAAACGGAAGCAAGUCCUCAAAGCAGGAGUCGAUGACGUCACAACUGGUCACGUGUUCUCGUUGAUGAGUUACAAUGUUUUAGCAGACUGCCACACCUCUCCGUCGACGUACCCCUACAGAGACAGUGCCCAUCUAGAUAUUAAAUUCCGUCAUCAAAACUUAGUAGAGGAGCUGCGGUACUCGGAAUGUGACGUCAUAUGCCUACAGGAAGUGGGUCCUGUGUAUUUCAGAGAUACAUUGGAACCUGAAUUGCAGAAAUUAGGAUAUGAAGGAGAAUUCAUAAAGAGAACUUUUGAGAAAAAUGACGAAGGAUGUGCCACGUUUUUCAAAUCUUGUAAAUUUACCUUGCAAGACAGAGUUGUUUAUAAAUUUGGAGAUAUUGCAGAAAAGGUAUUUGUGAAUGAAAGAGAAAAUUCACCAAGUAUUUACUCACGGUACACUGACCGAUGUGAUGUUGCCUUGGUAACCCUCCUGAGACACACGAGCACCGGAAGCUGUUUAAUCAUUGCCAACACGCACCUUGUCUGGGAAAGUGCUCAGAUCUCAGACGUGCGUUGUAUUCAGGCGGUAUGCAGUUUGGUGGCUCUGGGAGAAUUCAGACAAAAGCACCCCGAAAAUGCGGGAAUUGUUCUGUGUGGAGACUUUAACAGCGUACCAACAGACCCAGCGUAUGAGCUCCUCGUCAGCGGGGGUCUGGGGAAGGAGAACAUGAAAGUCAUAGAGAGUGGAAAUCAUAUCACGAGGAAUACAAUGGAGAAGAUUUUACAACAUUUACCAGAAAGCAAGUCGAUUUUAAGGAGUGCUUACAAGACUGUAACGGGAGCAGAACCAAAAAUAACCAAUUUGGACGGUGAAUUCUGCUUAUGCCUGGAUUAUGUGUUCUUUGAGCCUCGGUCUGAGAUAUCAGGUGGGCGUAGCUUAGAAGUUCUGGCAGUGUUGGACUUCUUGUCAGAAGAAGAAAUGAGACAAAACUUGCCGCCAAGUGAAGUGUUCCCAUCUGAUCAUUUGCCGCUUAUAGCAACAUUUUCUCUAAAAUAAAUGCUAUACCUAAUCCCCUUCUUUUACAUGGAAACUGUUCAUCCCAUGCGAGUAAAACUUGCAGUACUUCAUCAUCUGAAUUCGUGGAAUGACCAGUCACGAAAAAAAUAACAACAACCAAAAAUUGGUAUUCAACAAAAAAAUAACAAAAGUAGCACAGACUACAUGGAAGAAUUGAGAUGAAGUUUGUUUUCAGAGAAAUUCAGCAAUAUUAAACUUCAAUCUCACUGAU
Molecule: messenger RNA, 1776 nt
Organism: Ostrea edulis (European flat oyster)
Lineage: Eukaryota; Metazoa; Mollusca; Bivalvia; Ostreida; Ostreidae
Exons: 8
Coding region: 474-1544 (356 amino acids)
Biological process (GO): nuclear-transcribed mRNA poly(A) tail shortening
Cellular component (GO): cytoplasm; nucleus; CCR4-NOT complex
Molecular function (GO): poly(A)-specific ribonuclease activity
Source: RefSeq, a predicted model, not a curated record